GAUGCCGAGGAAGAAAGGGAGCAAGGGCAAAGGGAAAGGAAAAGGUCAGAAAGAAGGCAAGCAGGAGUCUAAAGCCGACAGGGAGUCUGAGAUCGAAAAGAUCAAAGCAAACGCUGCUUUAUGGGAGGCGAAGUUUAACAUCACGGAAAUUUCGCGAGAAGAGUACCGCGAAGCGACUCGCGCGCUCGCCAAGGCCAACGAGGAGCUCACAAACCAACAGUAUAGAGCCGAGAAAGACACGGUCGAUAUUAUUGCUUUCCUGAAGAGAACAAAUCGUGAGAAAACAGCAACGAUUGCUGCAUUACUAGAGCAACUGAAAGUUGAGAAGGCAAAAGCUUCACAAGAGAAAGAUCAUUUGGUGGCUGAUUAUAUGCAAAAGAUUGAUGCUAUAGAUGAGAAGUUUAAGCAGAGGUCAGGUGACUUCCAGAGGAUUCAAGGCGAGCUCAAAACCAUCAAUCAUUUUCGGAAAAUAAAGGCCAAUCUGGAAGAAGAACUUAUCAACAUGAGAGAAAGAUUGUAUAUUGCUGACCGUGAACACAGAGAGAGUCUAGCGAGAACAGAGUACAAGUUCUAUACUGCAAGGGUUCACCUUGAAAAAGAUGCCGAGCAGAAAAUCACUCAGCUUGCUGAGCGGGCACAUCAAGAGGCCAUUGUGCAGUUGGGUGAAGCGUCACAUACUGUGCUCAAGGAGAAUGUCCGACUGAAUGAGGCCCUGAGUUAUCAUGUGAAAGAGGCUGAAGAACUAAGGAGGACAAAUGCAGCCUUAACAGAGAAAAAUGUAUCCCUUUCUCUCCAGAAGGAGACAAGUGAACUGAUGAGUAAGGAAGGCGACUCCCAACUGAGAGCCCAACAAAAUGAGAUCUCAGAGCUAAAGGCUAAAUUGGUGACACUUGAGCAAGCGCUGGGCAUCAUGGCUGGGGAGUUUGAACAGGAGAAAGAAUUGGUGGAACAGCGUGCUAUUGUCAGCAUGCAGUUCAACAGCACAGACCUUGAGAGGCUGGAAAUGCUUCUAGCUGCCCGCGAGAAGGAGCUGGGCCAAGUGAAACGGCUAGCACAAAGCAUCAUUGAGCAGCGCAAAGAGCUUGAGCUGUUCUUUCAUGAAGCUCUUGACCAUGUGAGGAAGGAAAUAAGAACACAGCAACAACAUUACAAACAGGAGGCGCUCAAGGCAUAUCGCUGGAGAAUGAAUAAGGCUCGGUCUGGAAGGUUGGAAUAUCCUCGCAUACAAACCUUUACUAAUGCCCCACAAAGCACCUAUGAUGUUCAUACUGACCUAGAAGAGGCAGACAAAUGGAGUAACUUGAAGAGCUCCAGUGUGGACAUUUCUGAUCUGACCUGGGAACAGAAAGAGAGACUGCUCAAGCUGCUCUUUGCUAAAUUGAAUGGCCAAAGAAUAUUGAAACCAGCUCAGCCCCCAGUUCUACCUGCCAGUUCCUCUGAGAAGAUCCAGAUCAGCAGUGAUGCAGGGAUUAUUGAGAAACACAGUCUGACCUUUAUAACCGAGAUGCCAAUGGCCAAUAUGACAUCUGACUCCUGUGAUCUACCAGCCCUCAAGAGCACCUGACUGUAUAACCCUUCAUGCAGUAUAAUAUUCAAAUAUUUAAUUUAAAAUGUAUAAUCCUAUAAAAAGUGCAAUAUAUUUUCGGCUUAUUAAAAAAAAACAUUAAGAUAAAGAUAUUAUUAAAAUAGCAUUAUUGUACUGAUAGCUGAGCUCGGAAUACUUUCUAUGUU
Messenger RNA from Xyrauchen texanus (razorback sucker), 1731 nucleotides. It is a transcript of the gene bbof1a, whose product is annotated as basal body-orientation factor 1. The transcript is spliced from 12 exons. The coding region runs from base 2 to 1564 and encodes 520 amino acids. The record is from RefSeq and is a predicted model, not a curated record. Lineage: Eukaryota; Metazoa; Chordata; Actinopteri; Cypriniformes; Catostomidae.